AUGAAAAUUUGAGAUUAAUAUAAAUAAUGAGUUUAAGCACUUAAAUUAUGUGAGUAUUACGAAAUAUAAAUAAAACAAAAUAAAUUGAUAUUCUUCAAUAAGCCGAAGCUGAACCUUCGCUUUCCAAAUGAAAAAGGAAGCAAAUUUAAGUUUUGUGGGAUAUAAGUUGAUGAGGAACAAGCACGUGGAUCAAGAAAUCUCUUCCUUGAAUAGAGAGGCUUUAGAAAGGAAUGGCAUGCCUUCCUUGCUUAUGAACAUGGCACAGAUACUCACUUGGUGCGUAAGGCAUUCCGAUGAAUACAUACAUAUAUUUAAACAAGAAGCGAGAUGCUGAAAUUGAGAGAAAUUGAGAGAGAGGAUAAUUAUCGGAAAUUAUUAAAGAAAUGGCAAGCUCGUCAGGAGAGAGAGAGACGACGAUGAAGACGAGGGAAUUGAAAUUCAGAGUGUGCUUCUGUUUCAGGAGGAGGUUCAAGGUAAAGGCGGGAGAGGCACCAGAAGACGUGAGAAAAGCGUUCAACAAGUACUCGACGAACGGGACGAUGAGUGUGGACGAACUUCUCAAGUUCUUGGUGUGCGACCAAGGUGAAAGGGAGGCCACCAGGGAAGAAGCACAGCGUAUAUACGACAGUGUCAAGCAUUUGAGCUUUUUACACAGAAGAGGCCUUCAUCUUGAUGCCUUCUUCCGUUACCUCUUGGGCGAGGGCGACCAUAACGGCCCCUUGCGUCGGGUCGAGCAGGACAUGAAUGCUCCAUUGGCUCAUUAUUUCAUUUUCACAGGACAUAACUCGUACUUAACAGGCAAUCAAAUUAGCAGUGAUAGCAGCACCGAACCCAUCAUUGAUGCUUUGAAGAACGGGGUUAAAGUCAUUGAGCUCGAUUUGUGGCCAAAUUCACGAGGCGACGGUGCAGAAGUUCGUCAUGGAGGGACUUUGACAGCUCCAGUGGAACUAAGAGAUUGCUUGGAAGCUAUCAAGGAACAUGCAUUCGAAGCUUCUGAUUAUCCUGUGAUCAUAACUUUUGAAGACCAUUUAAAUUCACGUCUUCAAGCCAAAGUGGCCCAGAUGGUUAGAGGAAUUUUUGGACAGAUGUUGUACUGCCCGGAUUCAAGAAAUACGGAACAGACGCAGUUUCCAUCUCCCGAAUCUCUCAAGGGAAAAAUCAUGAUUUCUACAAAACCACCAGAGCAUCCUGAUAGAAGGGGUAUUGACGAAUUAGAAUUUGAUGAGGAUGUUACAGAAUACAGGAAUCUGAUAGCCAUUCAUGCUGGAAAGCCCAAGGGUUCUGUGGAACAUUGGCUGCUUACCGGUCAAAGUCGAGUCAGACGUGUUAGCUUGAGUGAGCAAGAACUUGAAGAUAUUGCCAAUACUUAUGGAAAAGAUCUCGUCAGAUUUACCCAAAACAAUUUGUUGAGGAUAUACCCUAAAGGCACGCGUCUGGACUCAUCUAAUUAUAACCCUAUGAUUGGAUGGUCCCAUGGAGCUCAAAUGGUGGCAUUCAAUAUGCAGGGACAUGGGAAGUAUCUAUGGAUCAUGGAAGGGAUGUUCAGAGCAUAUGGCAGCUGCGGCUAUGUUAAAAAACCAGACAUCCUCUUGGAGGACCCUGAUGAUGUUUUUUAUCCUUUCCAAGCUGAUGACCCUAUAAAACAGCACCUGCUGGUUACGGUGUACAUGGGAGAUGGGUGGCGUUCAGAUUUUGGAGGAACACACUUCGAUUUCUAUUCACCUCCAGAUUUCUUUGUAAAGGUAGGCAUUAGUGGAGUCGCCGGGGAUUCAACAGAAAUGAAGAAGACGAAGGCGGUGGAAGACCAGUGGGUGCCUGUUUGGAACGAGAGAUUUAAGUUCCAAUUAAGAGUUCCAGAAUUGGCAAUUCUUCGAGUCGAGGUGAUGGAGUUUGACACGUCAGGCAAACACGACUUUGGAGGCCAAACUUGUCUUCCCGUCUCUCUCAUCAAAACUGGCAUUCGAGCCGUUCCUUUGUACAAUCGGAAAGGUCAACUUUACCCCUCCGUCAGGCUUCUCAUGGGCUUUGAAUUUGUUGAUUCUGACUCUGCUGGCUUCUACUACUAAUCAUUCAUCCAUUCAAUCCCAGCUUAAUUAAUUUCAACUUCGACGUUUCUCGUGCUUUAAUUAUACAUUAUGCAGGGUAUUUUCGCUGUUUAUGCUGUAAUUUAUGCUCUCUAAUUACCAUAUUCAUCAUUCCUCCAAUAUGUCCUCUCAUCAUCUCAACCGUCGUGAAGAUUCUAUCAUUUAAGUAAAGUCUGGUGAUUAUUUCUGCCUAUAUAUACUCUGGCCUUUCC
Molecule: messenger RNA, 2296 nt
Organism: Prosopis cineraria
Lineage: Eukaryota; Viridiplantae; Streptophyta; Magnoliopsida; Fabales; Fabaceae
Product: phosphoinositide phospholipase C 2-like
Exons: 9
Coding region: 384-2066 (560 amino acids)
Biological process (GO): phosphatidylinositol-mediated signaling; lipid metabolic process
Molecular function (GO): calcium ion binding; phosphatidylinositol-4,5-bisphosphate phospholipase C activity
Source: RefSeq, a predicted model, not a curated record